CGAAUCGAACCCGAGUCUCGAAAAUGGCCGUGAGACGAAUCGAAGCGAGAGCACGGCUCGGAAAGGUUGCGUGCCGCUUCUUCAGCGAUACCCCCGCUCAGCGAUGAAAUCGUGAGGGCAGCUGCAUCCGUCUCGCGUUCUCCGAGUGCUCGGCCCGUGUUCGUUCCUCCUCGAAGCAUGAAAGAGAAGCCCAACUCGACUCGGACCUAUGACGGGGACGGCUUUCGGCGACGUGCAGCCUGUCUGUGCGUACGGAAGGAUGAAAGCGAGGUCCUGCUUGUUUCGAGCAGCAGCGCUCCCGACCGGUGGAUCGUGCCGGGCGGUGGCCUGGAACCCAACGAGGAAGCCAGCACGGCGGCGAUGCGGGAGGUCAUGGAGGAGGGCGGCGUGCGUGGGCGUCUCGGACGAUGCCUGGGCACCUUCGAGGAAUGCGAGCAGAGGGUGUUGCUGAGAAGCAGUACCUUUGGCACGAAGGCCCCAGAUGAGAUGCAACUAAAUUCUGAGAGGAAACACCGCACAAUGGUAUUUAUUUUGGAAGUCACAGAGGAGCUUGAGGAAUGGGAGGACUCCAAGAACAUAGGUCGCAAGCGGAAGUGGUUUCCCAUUGACGAAGCGUUGCGUGUCCUUGCCGUUUCAAAGCCUGUACAGUGCAAUUAUGUUAAGCUGCUCAUGAAGAACGACAAGGUGCCAUGACCUUCAUGGCCGCCUUAGUGUUGUUUUUCUUUUUUUCUUUCCAACCAGUCUCCUUCACCAUACCUCGUCCCGUUAUCACUCGGGUUUUCUUUUUAUUUUUUUUUCCUCUGCCUAUCCGACAGUCAUCAUUACAUAGAGUAACCAUAAAAAACGAGGAUAAACAAACACACAGACUUCAAUAUGCGUGCUUAAUGAGUUUCUUUUUGAUCCUUUCAGUUAUUUUCGACAGAGCCUUGUUAAAUGUAUAGUUGAUGUGUUGCAUCCGUCAAGCCUGUUUGUGCCAUCUCAUUAGAACACAAUUGUUGUUUGCUUGUAAUGUAUUUAAAGCUUACGCAGCUGUUAUACUCUGAAGCACACAAAUCGAAGGAACCUGCUGGGGAGUGUUCAAGUUAACUACAGACUUUAGUAAGUUACUAAAGCUUGUACCCAAGCAAGCCAGUCGGUUCCAGUGUAGUGUUGGUGCCUCUGCGAUUUCAUUGCAGUGCCAUAGUCAAAUGCAAACUCGCACUAUUAGAAAAGACAAGUUUUUAUAGAGUUAGCUAGAGGAGUUUACGAUCUCUAAUGUAAAGAUAUGUCGAAAUUUCAAGAUAUCUACUCAGUGCAAAACACUUGGAUAGUUAUUUUCCUGCUUCAGCAAUGUUCCUUUUACAAACAAUGCCCAAUAAAUGUGUUGCUAUUUAAUUAAGCUUGAGUUUUCAGAUGAGUUAAUGCUUUGAAUCUUGGAAGUGCUAUGUCCUGACAAAGCUUACACCAAAUUCUUGUCGAACCAGUCGUGUGUGCUUAUCCCACACUGUCCCAGUUUUUUGCAAAAAAUCUCUCUUCCAUAGCAUAACGAGAAUCCAAAUUUUUUUGUCUUUCUUCUCUUGAGUAACUAAACCUCGUACAAUUCUACAUCCAUAAUUACAACCAUGAAAUCAUGUGUAAUGUGCGAGAUUAAAAGUUGGCCCUGAAGUACCGUAGCGUUGCAGUUUGAGGAACAGCCUUUUUGAGGAAAGUAAUUUAAAGCUCCCUCAUUUCGUGUCUGGCGCAAGUGGGCUCGACUGUAUUAGUCUGCAUUGCCAACAUGGAUUUCUGAUAUCCUGGCCAGGCUGUGGUGAUAUUCAGCUUCUUCACAUUUUCAGAAAUGUAAACGGUGUAAGUGGCAAGGGACAGUGGAGCAUGACAAGCAAUUACUGACUUGUGCAUUUUGUGAAUCUUGAAAGCAUGUAUUUCGAAAACAUGCAGACUGCCUGUAGCUCUGAAAGUUAUGCAUGCAUGCUGCAAACUGGAAUCACCUGGAAGUUUAGUAUAAUAAGGUCAAGAUGAUAAUAAUAUCACCUUCAGGCACAAAACAUGAUGCACUGUCUGCAAAUGCAUCAAUUCGCAUGGCAUGGUUCCAAGGCACUCAGUAUUACAUACUGGUAAAUGAAAUGAAGGAAUGUGUUGUUUUGUGAGAGUUUCAGUAAUUAAUGUUAAUUAGCAUGUAAUUGAGUAUUUAAUUGCUUUGAAAUCUGUCAUUUUCAAUACUUGCAUGAAAAUAAUUAUACAUUUGGCCCAAAAUGCACGGACAGUUUCUUUCGUAGUUGUACUUGUUUUGAGGGAAGAAAAAAUAUAUAUUCUCGCCAUUAAUCUUGGAACGCAGCACUUCAAGCGAUUGUCGGACAUGGUAGUGUCUGCACCCAAGUGAUCCUCUGCAGAAAUACGCAGCACAGUGAAGUUAAAGGAACAUUAGUUAUCCAUUGGGGAAGCCUGUGCAGACGUGCUUUCUGUGUUUCAAGUAAUUGGAAGGAACACUCAAUGCAUGGCGCUCCUCCGAAGUCAAUGUGUACAAUUGGCACUGAAGGCGCCAAUUGCACGGCAAUUACGUGCAUGGCACUUGAAGGUGAUAUACAAGGAACGAGUGACGUCAUUAGUGGUAAAAAUGCAGUUUUAUGUCCUUCAAAAAAGAACUUCUGCUGAGAGCCUGUGGUUGUUUGUCAUCUUACGUUGCCACUUGUUGUUUGUACCAUUUACUUUGCGAGAAGAUGUAUAAACUCGUAACUGCUAGCAACUCUACUGCGGCUUCUUCAUUGAUAUUGCACAGUCAUAAUCCAUGAUUGUUGUGUGUUAGCAUUACUGUUCCAUACACUGAAACACUUUUUCUGCGGGCUGUCGGGUUUGGCAUGGAGGAAAAAAAAAAGAAAACCUUCUUCUCUAUCUAAUGGGCACGAAUAGAGGAAUGGAGAGAGAAAAGCUUUUGUGCCUGUGAGUAUAUGUAUGCGUGUCUGUGUAAAGUGUGGCAAGUGAGAGAAACUGUUGAUUAUACUUAUUACGAAAAGAGCGGCGCACUAGAAUUGAGCGAUAGUUCGUAUUGUGGAAGGGGGGAAGGAUGAGGGCAGUUGUGAACAGAAUGAAAGCAAGAGCGUCUUGUUGAACUUGUUGCGGUGAAGGCCCAAUCGAAGUGAAGCCGUUGCUCGCAAGCGCCACAGCAUACAGUUCGUUCUUUUUUUGGGGGGGGGGGGGGACAAGAACUAUUGACCCCUUGUUUUUGUUUUUCAAUUUUUACUUUUAAUCGCGAACAUCAGCCACUUCGACUAGGCAGUACGUCAAAAUACGUCGUUUCAUACGUUGUUGUGUUCGAAAGAAACGCCGAUAGUGUGUUGUUACCUUGCUUUCUCGGAGGGCCUCUGUCAAGUGUAACAAAAGUUCUGUUCACUACCGGGAAUCGAGGAAUGACCAAAGGCACCUGCAAUGUCUUAAUGAAAUUAAUAUUCUUUAAGGACUGUACAUUACAAAUGCAAUGUGCAACAUUUACAAAAGAUUAGCGAUAUCUGACAUAAGCUUAGGUGCAAGUAGUAGCUUAAGAAGAUUUUGGCAUCGCGAUUUGCCGAUUUUCGAGGGCAUUCGUAAACACCCCGUAAUGUCCUUUUACAGAAAGCUGCCUUUUUUUGUACACAACUUGCCAUGUACAGUUUGCAUCAAAGAUGAGGACUGCUGUGAGAGCGGCAUUUUGCCUCCUCCAAUAGCGCGAUGUCAUAUAGUUAACGAUUGGUAGUUAACGAGUGAACAUUGCCACCACAGAGAUUUGAUUGGGCAUUGCGGAAAUGGUUGUUGUGGAGUGAAUGCUUUCGGACUGUCUGAAAAAUGUCCGUGACAUAUUUGUAUGUGUUUUUUUUCUGGGUUUGUAUGUGUGUGUGCAUUAGGAGACCUCCCCCUGCUUACUUUUAUUUUACUUUUUGUCAUGCCUCGAACAUUGCAAACGUUUGCCGUAGCCGGACAUAGGCACGCCUCCCCCGGAAACGAUCAUCGUUUUUACACGAGAAAAGUCGUUAUGUGUUGCCUACGCUUGUUUUUCGUGGAGCCGUGUUCUCUCCCAGCCAAACAAAUAAGAAAAUGUCUUAACGCCGUGCCGUGGCUGUUGGGCAUGGGAGCAAAAAAAUAUGACUCGAAACACAUUUGGGUUGAUAUCUCAUUAAACGGUUGAUUCGGUGA
This is a messenger RNA of Rhipicephalus microplus (southern cattle tick), 4143 nucleotides long. It is a transcript of the gene Aps, whose product is annotated as diphosphoinositol polyphosphate phosphohydrolase 1 Aps. Gene Ontology annotation, molecular function: bis(5'-adenosyl)-hexaphosphatase activity; bis(5'-adenosyl)-pentaphosphatase activity; diphosphoinositol-polyphosphate diphosphatase activity. Gene Ontology annotation, biological process: diadenosine hexaphosphate catabolic process; diphosphoinositol polyphosphate metabolic process; diadenosine pentaphosphate catabolic process. Gene Ontology annotation, cellular component: nucleus; cytoplasm. The record is from RefSeq and is a predicted model, not a curated record. NCBI's taxonomy places the organism in Eukaryota, Metazoa, Arthropoda, Arachnida, Ixodida, Ixodidae.